AUGCCGGUCGCCCUGGUCAACAAAUUCGAGCACUUGGCAUCGUGCGGCAACAUUUUUCAUGAACGACUCGAAAAGGCAGAACUCGAAUCCAUACGGCUCCGCAUUCUAGGGAAGCGCGCGAACGAUGACGUGGAAAUAGAGGAGGAGUCUACUACUCCCCAAAUGGACCAACUUCCGACCGAUUUCCGCGUCAUUGACUGCGAGACAUCACUGGUUUGUCCACUCCCAAAGGGACAGGACUAUCUCACCCUCAGCUACGUUUGGGGAACUGGCCUCGAUACUGGUGGUCCGUACGGGGCUUUGCCCAAUACGGCGCCGAAGGUAAUCCGGGAUGCGGCCUCGGUUACUCUCGGACUUGGAUUCCGGUAUUUAUGGGUAGAUCGGUAUUGCAUCCCGCGAGAUCAGCCCGAGGAAGCUCAUAUCCAGAUUCGGCGCAUGGACGUGAUAUAUUCCCGCUCCUUUCUCACGAUUGUCGCCGCCGGUGCCUCGAAUCCAGGCGAAGGACUAGCCCCUGAUGUAUCAGGCCUCCUAUCCUGCAGCUGGUCGGACCGUUUGGAGCAAACCUUGAGCAAGCCUCUCUGCCAUCUUGGGGGGUUUACCCUCCACCUAUGCAUUCCGCACUAUUUCACCAACGAUGACGUGAGCGGGGACUUCCUUAUAUCAUCUCAAAUCUUCCGACACCUCGUCGAGCGUGGUGGCGGCCCUUCCCUGCUGCAAGGCGACUCCCGUAUGUUGACAGUAGGAGCUGAGAUUUAUGGUUCGGCCUGGAACACGCGCGGGUGGACUUACCAAGAAGCGGUGCUCUCGAGGAGACUACUCGUGUUUACGCCAGGUUUCGUGUAUUUUCAGAGCCACUGCGACCCCGCUCUACCUUGGGUCUUUCAGAUGGGCCUUUCCGGUAUCGUGUCACCCCCACUCUUCGCCAGGGUUUCUACAGCCAUCCAGCAAACAUACUGGUUCUAUAGUGAUGGUGCCAGCCUCCUGGAGGCCCAUGUUCAGGCAUAUUUUCGAAGGCGCCUCACCUUCCCAAGCGACGGCUACCAUGCCUUUCGAGGGAUUCAGUCGGCCCUCCACCGCAGUUGUUCUGACAUGGUCAUGUUCUAUGGCCUGCCGAUUCAAGUAUCGGCCCCAGAUAGCAGCCCGCGGGGGUGCGCGUACGAGCUAGUCUCUGCCCUGCUUUGGGAGGUCUCGGCCGUUGUUGUGAGGCGGGAGGGAUUCCCAAGCUGGACCUGGCUUGGAUGGCAGCUCUUGCGCCAUGGCGCGCCCGUCUACGGCCCAAACUGGAUUGUAGAGUAUGAAGGCGUAUUUUCCACGCUGCACAGCAUCGAGGUGGUCUUUGGGGAUGAGAGCAUCGUCCGCUGGACCGGACCGUCGUGCCUUCCCGAAAGAUGGCUUUGGGGUGACGAGUUCCCGUCCUUGCGGGUAGAAGGAUGGACGUUCCAGCUCGACCCCCUCGCCGCUGCCGACGGCGAAAUAGGUGGCGAGAGCAGGGCCUGGGAGAGGGAUUUGCGGGUGAACUUGUGGUAUAGUGUCCGACGCCUAGGAUCUCCGUUACAUGAUGGUUUAGCGAAUAGGUUGGACGAGCUAGUGCUUCUUGUCCUCGCUCACGGCAUUUACGUACCAUUGGUGCUCGGUAGUGAGGUCGAUCCGACUUCCCAAAUUGCUCGGGAUGCGACCCAUUCGGUGAGCGUCAUGGCGCUGUGGCCGGUUGGAGUCCGCGGGGCACAUGAGCGAGUUGGCCUAGUUCAUGCGAAACUGCCUAAACCGUGGGAUGACUUCGACAGGGAGGGCCAUGGGUGGACGGUCAGAAAGAUUUUCAUCCGGUAG
Molecule: messenger RNA, 1827 nt
Organism: Scedosporium apiospermum
Lineage: Eukaryota; Fungi; Ascomycota; Sordariomycetes; Microascales; Microascaceae
Exons: 2
Coding region: 1-1827 (608 amino acids)
Source: RefSeq, a predicted model, not a curated record